AUGCGACUAAGAGCUGGACCCGACGGUGUGGAGGAGAUCAAGAGGCAUCACUUCUUCAGCACCAUCGACUGGAAUAAACUGUUCCGCAGAGAGCUCCACCCUCCCUUCAAACCGGCUGCAGGACGACCCGAUGACACUUUCUACUUUGAUCCAGAGUUCACAGCUAAAACACCCAGAGACUCUCCUGGCGUUCCUCCCAGCGCCAACGCCCACCAGCUGUUCAGAGGUUUCAGUUUUGUGGCCAUAACGGAAGAGGAAACGCAACCACUACCCAGCACUAUUGUUCAGCAGCUGCACAGAAGCACAUCCCAGUUCUCAGACGCCUACGAGAUCAAAGAGGACAUCGGCGUCGGGUCGUACUCCAUCUGCAAGCGCUGCAUUCACAAAGGAACCGGCAUGGAGUACGCAGUCAAGAUCAUCAGCAAGGCCAAGAGAGACCCGACGGAGGAGGUGGAGAUCCUGCUGAGAUACGGUCAACAUCCCAACAUCAUCACCCUCAAAGACGUGUACGACGACGGCCGCUCGGUGUACUUGGUGACGGAGCUGAUGAAAGGGGGCGAGCUGCUGGACAAAAUCCUCCGACAGAAGUUUUUCUCUGAGCGAGAAGCGAGCGCUGUUCUCUACACCAUCACCAAGACGCUGGAGUACCUGCAUGUCCAGGGGGUGGUGCACAGAGACCUGAAGCCCAGUAACAUCCUCUACGUGGACGAGAGCGGGAACGCCGAGUCCAUCAGGAUCUGUGAUUUUGGUUUCGCCAAACAGCUGAGAGCCGAGAACGGUCUGCUCAUGACGCCGUGUUACACCGCCAACUUUGUUGCACCUGAGGUGUUGAAGAAGCAGGGUUACGAUGCAGCCUGUGACAUCUGGAGUCUCGGAGUCCUGCUCUACACAAUGCUCACAGGUUUCACUCCCUUCGCUAACGGCCCGGAGGACACGCCGGAGGAGAUUUUGGCUCGUAUCGGCAGCGGGAAGUUCUCCCUCACUGGAGGAUACUGGAACUCCGUCUCUGUGGAGGCGAAGGACCUGGUGUCCAAGAUGCUCCACGUGGAUCCCCACCGGCGGCUGACUGCGGGUCAGGUUCUCCGACACCCCUGGGUGACGCACCGAGACCAGCUGCCCAAAUACACCCUCAACAGACACGACGCUCCGCACCUCGUCAAGGGUGCGAUGGCGGCCACCUACUCGGCUCUCAACAGGAACGUCCCCCCGGUCCUGGAGCCGGUGGGCUGCUCCACUCUGGCCCAGCGGAGGGGGCUGAAGAAGAUCACCUCCACUGCUCUGUGACCUUUAACCCCCCUCCCCCAACUCUGACCUCGAUCCGCCGGACCCUCACCCUUCCUCUCUGUCUCUGGUCCGGUCUGGUGGGACAGACUACUGAUGGACCCAGGAACCGCUUACGCCAAAUAGGAACACGGAGACCCCACUGCCCCCCUCCCCCCCUCGCCCUGUCCUGCAAUUAACGGACUCUUGUGAUUGGAUCUCGUGGCUGGUUAUUUCUCAGCUUUAGCAUCACUGUUUGACAGUCUGAACCCUCUGGUGGCGUUUUUUUUUUUUUUUUUGCUUUGGACAAUCAGCGUGGCCUCGUGGACCCGUAGACCGAGCACGCAUCAGGAAAAUAAAAAGUACUCUAUUUAUUUACUUUCGAACGGGGAAAUCUGAACAUAGGAACAUGGUAAUCUAAUGUAUGCAUUUAAAGAGCUAGGAUCAUUGACGUUAUACUGUCGUAUUGGUUCUGUGUAGCUGUAGAUCCUGUAUUUAAACCUUAAGUAGCCUCUGAGAUGACGCCGUCCGCAGAAAAGGACAGAAGGUGUGAGUCAACGUUAGCGGCAGGUUGGCGUUCGGACCAGCCUCGGCCUCAAAAUGUUGCUGUUUGCUUUUCCAGAUUUACCUGCAGAGCUAGAAAAAAAAUCAGGACGUAAGAAGGGAGAACUCUGAUAACAGAAGCAUUUACUCAACUUGAUGUUUUUUGGGAUAAAGAAAAGUCUCUCAGGAGAGGUGAUUUUUAUGCA
Molecule: messenger RNA, 2009 nt
Organism: Micropterus salmoides (largemouth bass)
Lineage: Eukaryota; Metazoa; Chordata; Actinopteri; Centrarchiformes; Centrarchidae
Product: ribosomal protein S6 kinase alpha-3-like
Exons: 12
Coding region: 1-1284 (427 amino acids)
Biological process (GO): intracellular signal transduction; protein autophosphorylation; peptidyl-serine phosphorylation
Cellular component (GO): nucleus; cytoplasm
Molecular function (GO): calmodulin binding; calcium/calmodulin-dependent protein kinase activity; ATP binding
Source: RefSeq, a predicted model, not a curated record